Molecule: messenger RNA, 1329 nt
Organism: Arthroderma uncinatum
Lineage: Eukaryota; Fungi; Ascomycota; Eurotiomycetes; Onygenales; Arthrodermataceae
Exons: 1
Coding region: 1-1329 (442 amino acids)
Cellular component (GO): nucleus
Molecular function (GO): protein binding
Source: RefSeq, a predicted model, not a curated record
AUGCAAAACCCACGCGACUGCGGCGUCCCGGCCGCUGUCAUGGAUUAUGAUCCUCCCGGGAAUGUCACAGUGAAAUACGUCGGUCAGCUCGGAGUCGGCCUGGUUGCCACCACCAAUAUAGAGCGUGGUGAUCCCAUUUUGUUCGAGCGAGUUAUAGCAGUACUGGAAAGAGACGAGAGUAUCAGUGCGACAAUAUAUAACAUCGCAAUCCUAGCCCAGCUUGAAAAUAUGGGGCCUUGGUUCAAGAACUAUUUUUAUAAGCUGCAAAAGCGCCAUGGCGAUGGGACGCCAGACAGCCUGGGUGCGAAGUUCGACCUAGCGUGCAUCCCAUGCCCGGCCUCAGUUACGGCUGGGGGAAAGAUGAUAAGAGUAGCGGGCAGUUGGUGUUCGAGAACCAACCAUUCGUGCACGCCGAAUGCGCAUCAAAUGUUGUCGAGAGGAUUGGACGACAAGGCCAAGGAGGCAUAUUACGUCGCAGUGCGCGCAACUAAAGUCAUACGCAAGGGCGAAGAAGUGACUGUCGCUUAUGACUACGUCAAUAUGCAACCGGCAGCUAGAAGGCAGUACAUGCUCGCACGAUUCGGAUUUGUUUGCCGUUGCCAUGUAUGCGACCGCCCUACUGAAACUAUAGAGAAAUGCUUCUCGGCGCUCCACGAAGAUAUUGCAGCCAUUCAGACGCGAUAUUUUUCCAGUAUAGAUCCGGUGAAAUUCUUCCAGUGCAUUGAACGUAUAUACCUUCUACACGUCGGCCUGGAUUUCCUUGACAUCCGGGGCGCGCAAAUCCUGGAGCAGGCCGCUCGGUUUUCCGCUUACCAUUCAGACAAGGGCCGCGCCGUUGGUUUCCUUACCUUAGCCUCACCCCUAUAUCUCUUUGCUGAGGGAGUACAAGGGCCUAACGCGGUCAGGGCUACCAGCUGGAAAGAUGACCCGUCUCUAAUACCAGGGUACGGGACAACGACAAAGGGGCUAUCCAAGGAAUCGGAUUUCCGCAAGAUAGGCCCAUUGGACGCAGUAGGCCUCGCUAUUGCUUGCAUGCAGGGCAUCCAAGAGGGCCAGUACCUCAGCCUGAGUUAUAUGGCAGACCGCCGCGUAGGGGCCCAUUACGGGGGUGUCAACUCGGGUAUGAGGGGUGAUGCUGACGAAGAGGACGCAGAAAAUCGGGCUAAGAACUUGAAAGAACUGAUCAAGACUUUGGAGGAGGAAAAGAAGCACCAUGAUCUAGAGAGACUUGAAGGAUCUCAGCUCAUAGCAAAUGGCAACUCUUCAAGCACUGCGAAUAAGAAAAAGAACGGGGGAAAGAACAAGAAAAAGAAGAAAAAGAAAAGGUAA